AUGGCGUUCGCGGCCUCGGGGAGCUAUCUUGGCCGCAUACUCAGCCGUCAUACUGUCGUAGCACGCGUUGCGUCGUCGUCCCGAGCAGCUGUUUGUUCAGCCUACGCCCAUCCCAGUUUAAUCCCUGCGACAUGCCGAAAUGCUACCUCCAGUGCUACGUUGAACAAGAAGGGCCCAGCCACGGCCAAAUCGACGCGAAAGGUCACGAAGCCUCCUCCUCCUCCAAAGAAAGCUGCUUCACGAACGCCUCCGAAAAAGACAACGUCACCCGAAAUGGAGACAGCACUUCAUGCCGCCGAGACCGUACCACCUAUUGACCAUCUUGCCGAGAAACCGUCGACCAAGGGCACCAAAAAAUAUGACGAGCUGUCUGAAGAGGAGAGGGUGAAGGAGUUUGAGCGCAUGUUGGCGCUGUCGGAUAUGAUGCCAAUGGUAGAUCCAUGGGGGCAGGACAUAUUGGACACACUUGACGUCAUGAUACCGUAUCCGGUUAGCUACACUACACUGUCGAAAGAUAAUUAUGCCCGGAUAAAAGCAAACAUGAGCAACAAGCUCAAGAACUUCACGGCGCUGUCUACACUAACUAACCUAAAUGCCGUUCCCCUCGUUGAUCUCGGAAGCGGCUCGAGCUUAAGGGCUAAGUUGCGGGAAACCAUCAAGGCUCUUGACACUCAGUCAACCAAGCCAGACUCGCUGCUUGCCUCAUUCCGGCAGGCCGCACUAGAAUUUUACCAGGAACUUAAUACCGCUGUUGCGACUCGAAAUGAUAAAAUGAUCAGGAAAUGCACGACCUUCGAUUAUCAAAACCAAUGCCUUGAAUUGGUGAAAGCUUCCAGAACUAAAAACCCCAAAGGACGUUACAUAUGGCAGCUACACCGGACAGUUGACCCCACACAGGUGGUAUCUCUCCGUGUGACAGAAGGUUAUCUCGAAGCCAAGGAGCCGCGAUUUGGCAACAGGUUAUUAAUUCAUGCGCUAGUGAAAUUCGAUACGGAACAGAGUUUGGAGAUCUACAGCGACCGUGGCGUUGCGCUUCACACCCCUGCCCCUGAACCCAACUACAUGGUCGAUAGUGCCGAGAAACUGGAGAAUUGGCGGGUGCCCGCCGUACGGAGACGAGUGACAGAGUACCUCGUUUUGGAGAAAAGAGGAUGGGUUCUUGGCCCUUGGGUAUUCAGAGAACAAAUCUGGCCCACACCUUAG
Cyclocybe aegerita is the source of this 1203-nucleotide messenger RNA. The record is from the annotation of a GenBank genome assembly. NCBI's taxonomy places the organism in Eukaryota, Fungi, Basidiomycota, Agaricomycetes, Agaricales, Hemipholiotaceae.